AUGUUUGAAGAAAGCGAUGUAGUAGAAGGCCAUCAUAACGGCCUAGUGAUUUCACUCCCAGUUGGAAACUGCAUAAUCAAGCGAAUCCUAGUGGACAAUGGAAGCUCUGCAAACAUCAUCAUGCUUGACACACUGAAACAUAUGAACAUAGACGAAAAGAACAUCGUCAAAAAGUCAACAAUGUUAGUGGGAUUCAGUGGGGAAACCAAGAAGACAAGUAGAGAGAUUACAUUGGCCACGUACGCAAAAGGAAUCAACCUACAGGUCAAGUUCCUAGUGAUUGACACUCUAUCUUCGUACAAUAUGAUCUUAGGCAGACCCUGGAUACAUGAGAUGAAGGCCAUUCCCUCUACAUACCAUCAGGUCAUUAAGUUUCCUACUAGAUGGGGUAUUCAAGAAAUCAGAGGAGAUCCUAGGGAAGCCAAGGAAUGUUACAAGAUCGCACUAAAAGCAACAUCUGUAGAAAAGAGUUCAGCAUAG
Messenger RNA from Chenopodium quinoa (quinoa), 480 nucleotides. RefSeq lists its product as uncharacterized. Lineage: Eukaryota; Viridiplantae; Streptophyta; Magnoliopsida; Caryophyllales; Amaranthaceae. The coding region runs from base 1 to 480 and encodes 159 amino acids. The transcript has a single exon. The record is from RefSeq and is a predicted model, not a curated record.